This is a messenger RNA of Oncorhynchus tshawytscha (Chinook salmon), 4979 nucleotides long. RefSeq names its product integrator complex subunit 6 like (gene ints6l). NCBI's taxonomy places the organism in Eukaryota, Metazoa, Chordata, Actinopteri, Salmoniformes, Salmonidae. The transcript is spliced from 18 exons. The record is from RefSeq and is a predicted model, not a curated record. Gene Ontology annotation, biological process: snRNA 3'-end processing. Bases 196 to 2925 code for a protein of 909 amino acids. Gene Ontology annotation, cellular component: integrator complex.
CUAACCCAGCAGUGCUUAGGAAAGACAGAUAGAGUCAGGCAGCGGCAAGGGGUGGCUGUACGACCCUCUUUUGGGGGGGGUCUGAUUAUUACAAAAAAAUAUACACACAUAUAUGCAUGCCCCGGCCGCAAGAUAGGUCAUAUGACGAUAAUAGGUAUUUUAGAAAGCAUAUAGCUAUAUAUCUAUACAUUUAAGAUGCCUAUUUUACUUUUCCUGAUAGACACGUCCGCUUCUAUGAAUCAGCGCACUUAUUUGGGUACGACGUAUCUGGACAUUGCUAAAGGCGCGGUUGAGAUCUUUAUGAAGCUGCGUGCCCGAGACCCGGCUAGUAGAGGCGACAGGUACAUGCUAGUUACAUUCGAUGAUCCACCAUACGGAGUUAAGGCGGGCUGGAAGGAGAACCAUGCCACGUUUAUGAGUGAACUGAAGAACCUGCAGGCGUCUGGACUGACAACUCUGGGUCACGCUCUCCGCGCGGCCUUUGACCUACUCAACCUAAACCGCCUUGUCUCUGGCAUCGACAACUAUGGACAGGGCCGUAACCCGUUCUUUCUGGAGCCUUCGGUGAUCAUCACCAUCACGGAUGGGAACAAGCUGACUCACACCUCUGGGGUGCCGGAUGAGCUUCACCUGCCCCUGACCUCUCCACUGCCAGGCAGUGAGCUGACCAAGGAGCCAUUCCGGUGGGACCAGCGGCUCUUCGCCCUGGUGCUGCGUCUCCCUGGGGCAGCCACGCCCGACAGCGAGCAGCUGGGCAGCGUCCCCAACGACGAGUCUGCCAUCACCCAGAUGUGUGAGGUCACUGGAGGUCGGUCAUACUGUGUACGGACUCAGAGGAUGCUGAACCAGUGUCUGGACUCUCUGGUCCAGAAGGUUCUGAGUGGUGUCGUCAUCAACUUUGAAAAGACAGGGCCAGAUCCGCCUCUGGUAGGCGAAGAUGGUAUGGUUGACCCGAGCCGGCCCGUGUUGUCCUUCAGCCCACAGCCCUGGCACAGCUGCCACAAGCUCAUCUACGUGCGACCCAACCCCAAGACAGGGGUGCCUGUAGGCCACUGGCCCAUCCCCGAGUCCUUCUGGCCGGACCAGAACUCCCCCGCUCUGCCUCCUCGCUCUGCCCACCCCAUGGUGCGUUUCACCUGUGUGGACUGUGAGCCCAUGGUGAUUGACAAGCUGCCCUUUGACAAGUACGAACUGGAGCCCUCGCCACUCACCCAGUAUAUCCUGGAGAGGAAGUCCCCACACAUGUGCUGGCAGGUCUUUGUGAACAGUAGUGGAAAGCACAGUGACCUAGCCCAGCCCUUUGGCUACCUGAAGGCCAGCACCACUCUCUCCUGUGUCAACCUCUUCGUCAUGCCUUACAACUACCCAGUUGUUUUGCCACUCCUUGAUGACCUGUUUAAAGUGCACAAACUGAAGCCAAACCUAAAGUGGCGGCAGGCCUUUGAGAUCUACCUGAAGACCAUGCCUCCUUACUUUCUCUUGCCAUUGAAGAAGGCACUGCGAAUGAUGGGAGCGCCCAACCUCAUCUCCGACAACAUGGACUGUGGCCUCAGCUACAGUGUCAUCUCCUACCUAAAGAAGCUUAGCCAGCAGGCAAAGAUGGAGUCGGAUCGCCUGAUCGUGUCUGUAGGGAAGAAGGCUCCCCAAGAGACUGGGAUAAAGGUGAAGAACCACUCCAACACCCUGUCCCUGGCCCACCGCAAAGACUUCAAGCAGCUGCUGCAGGGUAUCACUGGAGAGAUGUCCCUCCGCCUUGCAGACAUCAACUUCAAGGAGUUUGCCGGCUUUCAGAUUGCACUGCUCAACAAGGAUCUAAAGCCUCAGGCGUAUCGAAACGCCUAUGACAUCCCAAGGAGGAACCUUCUGGAUCAGCUGACACGGAUGCGCUCCAACCUUCUGAGGACUACUCAGAAACUUAUCAGAGGACAAGAUGAAGACUACCUUCACAGUAUACCCAUGGUUCAGAUGGGCAACUAUCAGGAGUAUCUAAAGAUGAUGCCGUCUCCUCUGAGAGAGAUCGACCCUGACCAACCCAAACGCCUGCACACCUUCGGCAACCCAUUCAAACAGGACAAGAAGGGGAUGAUGAUUGAUGAGGCAGAUGAGUUUGUAACGGGUCCCCAAAGCAAGAAGAGAGGUGUUACUGGGGACCCCAACUCGGGGGCUGCUCUGAAGAGAAGGCGGAGCAUGUCCCCUUUACUGCGUCGGCCCCAGACUCCACCAAUCAUCACCAACCAUGUAGUGGGGAAGGGGUCCAAUGGGAACGGGGUCCAGGGCCAGCCUGGCAUCAAGCCCAUCCCACUGCACAAAGGUAGGGGAGCAGAGGGGAACAGCAUGCUGGGCACAGAGAAUAACGGGGAGGGGGGUGUGGGGCCUGAAUCAGGGGACGGCUGGCCUGGAGUGGUGGUGGACGGUGUGGGAGGGGGCACAAAUGCACUCAUCCUGGAGGAGAGAGAGAAUGAGAGGCCUGGGAUGUGUGCGGGGGACAGUGGGGAGGACAGUGGCGUGGAGGAGGACAGGUUAGGGGAGGGUGGCCUGGAUGAGCGGCCCCCCUCAGAGAGACAGCAGCAAAGCUGUGAGGGGGACCAGGAGGGAGAGCUGGAGGGAGAUGAAAAUGGAGCAGACCAAGCUGAGCCUGAGGCGGUCACCAUAGCCCCACUAGAUGGCAGCAAUGCUGAGCUGCGCACACGGGUCAUCAAGGAGGUCCGCAAACCUGGCCGCAACUAUGAGACCAUAUUCAGGCUGCUGGAGGAGGUGAAGGGGUCUGUGACGGUCCAGAGGUACUUCAUCCAUCACGCGAUCAAGGAGGCUGCCAGGUUUAAGAAGCGGGUGCUGAUCCAGCAGUUGGAGACAGCUCUGGAGUUGAUUGAGGAGAAGGAGCUGCAGCUCCCUGCUGUCCGCCUCAACAACGACCAUGGUAGAUAGUGAAGAAGUGGCCUGCAGGGGUCCCUGCUCAGAAUCACAAAGAUAUGUACAGGAACAGGGUACUCUCCUUCACAAGACAUGGACAGGAACAGGGUACUCUCCUUAACAAGACAUGGACAGGAACAGGGUACUCUCCUUAACAAGACAUGGACAGGAACAGGGUACUCUCCUUAACAAGACAUGGACAGGAACAGGGUACUCUCCUUAACAAGACAUGGACAGGAACAGGGUACUCUCCUUAAUAAGACAUGACUUACACAUGGUCCAACAACACCCCAUAGGAUGUAAAGUUGAAAGAAGGAGGCAAUAGAGGAGACGACAGAGGGCUGAGAUCCCUCCCUAUCUAUGUGUUGUGACAUUGUGCCUCAACAGCACUCACACAUGGAGAUGGAAGGGUCAGGGGUUAUAAUUCAGGAGGGAGGAGGAGGGUAGGGCCAGAGCCAGACCAAUGUGGAGAUAAGUUAAGAGACUCUGGAUGUAAUCCACUCCAAUAGUGACUGAUGCCAUUGCUGACCAUAUGGCUAAUUCAGUUUGUCCACAGACAUUGAUUAAUUCACACACACCAUAGACUUAGAUAGACAUCACAUCAUUGUAUCUGUCUCUUUAUGCCGUCUGUGAGAGCAUGGGCAGUGCCAUUGAGGCCAUCUCCAUUUUGAAGUAGCCCAUUUUCUUAUUCUACUACUUCUAUGAGUUGGUAAACAAACUGAAAGGGCGCAUACUAUCCUCUAGAAUGUGUUGUUUGAACAGGUAUAAAGCCAAGGUUUUGCUCACAAGUGUAAUUAUUUGGCUUGUCCCUUCAUGUGAUCCUUCCUGAACCCAUAGGAAGUCCCACCCAGUUGACUACUUCAAAAUGGUGAAAGUCCUUAAUGGCGCUGCCCAUGCUCAAACUGGCUUUUGGGCACUAGUUCUCUAUAUUUCUCUAUGACACACACACACACACACACACACACACACACACACACACACACACACACACACACACACACACACACACACACACACACACACACACCUUUUGAAUCAGGUCUUAGUGCAGUUCUGAUUAGUCAUUAUAGGACAGGAAGGAUUUUUCAUGUGAGGCAUGUAAUAAUGGAACUCUUAUUACAGCAAUUUUCCAUGUAGUGUAAUUACUAGUAAUACUGGUAAUGACUAUUGACAAUACAGCUGUAGGAUAACUGUGCUCACAUUACAGUUUAGAGCAAUAAGGAUAUCUGCCGACUGAUCAGAAGGUUUAACAUUAGCCUAUUUAUGUUUGGCCUAAAUAUAUACAUUUGAUGUAAGAAACACACUGUGUACUAACUACAUAGGCGUUGUGGCUCACAUGAGAAAUCUGAUCUACCUCAAGUCUUCUAGGUGUUGGAGUGCUGUGGGUAUUUUGUGCUGCAUGGGCCUGCAGGACAAUAAUACCAUGUCAAAUCACAUACUGACCUAAGAUGCCCUCCAUGGAUCAACUGUCCCAGCAUGGGAGCUGUUCUCAAAGCAAUAGCACACUUCAUGUAGGUUAUGUUCAGUAACAUGUGGACUUGGUUCAGUAAAACAUUGGUGCAGUCACUGAGAGGACGCUAGCUGUUGGGGUCCAUCUUGAGGGACUGGAGCCUGGCCUGCUGUCUCCACUCUCUCUCUCCCUGCCUUCUCCUCGGCACUCUAGUGCACUAUAUACGGAAUAGGGUGCCAUUUUGGAAGCGCCCCAAGUGUCACAGUCUCCCCAUUGAUUCUCCCCUGGAAGAACUGUGUGGUCAACCAAAAUCUCUGCUCCCCGUUCGUCGGUCACCUUUUUCUGGACUAGCACAGCUUGGGAACAACCAACCUGUAUUUCAGAGAACAAACACAAGCUACCCAUUUCUCUUUUGUCUUCCCCCCCAAAGUUUCUUUUUAAAAUGAAAGAUUGUAUUUUAUUGUUCAUAAAUCUAAACUAUUUUUGGAUGGUGUUCAUACCAGAACAUAAAAAAAGAGAAUAUUUUGAGAGUAAAAGUUGUAUAAAGGCCAUUUUGUUAACUGUUAUAUAUAACAUUGAAAAUGUACAAUUCUUUUUUAAAUAAACAAAAAAUAAAAGA